This is a messenger RNA of Antechinus flavipes (yellow-footed antechinus), 3448 nucleotides long. RefSeq names its product myelin oligodendrocyte glycoprotein (gene MOG). Gene Ontology annotation, molecular function: signaling receptor binding. Gene Ontology annotation, cellular component: external side of plasma membrane. NCBI's taxonomy places the organism in Eukaryota, Metazoa, Chordata, Mammalia, Dasyuromorphia, Dasyuridae. The transcript has 8 exons. The record is from RefSeq and is a predicted model, not a curated record. Gene Ontology annotation, biological process: regulation of cytokine production; T cell receptor signaling pathway. Bases 321 to 1061 code for a protein of 246 amino acids.
GGCAGAUGAGAUGCCCAAGCCUCUGACAACAGUCAGAGACCCAGUACCAGGCAGUGUCUGUUCCAUUCCUUCGAUAGGAAAGAGGAGAAAGCACUCCAUCUUCCCUCCUUUCUGUAGCUCUUUUGUGUUGGCUCUAGGAUUAUGUGGGCCAAUCCCAUUGGCACAGCUGCAGUGUAGGAAGGGGGGGGCAAUUGGAGUUGACACUACUUUCUAAAAGCAUCCCUUCAGAGUUUUUCAGUAGGCAGAAGGGACAUGUGUCUGAGACUCUGUACUUUUAUAGUUUCCUAUAAUUUAGUUCCCUGUUUCCGGUAUCAGUGGAGAUGUGGAAUUUGCCAGGAUCCUCUUUGCCAGCUUACCUCAUUUCCUUCUUCCUCCUCCUUCUCCAGCUUCCUUCCAGCUACUCAGGACAAUUCUCAGUGAUAGGACCAGCUCAUCCAAUCCGGGCCUUGGUAGGGGAUGACAUUGAAUUACCAUGCCGACUUUCACCUAGUAAGAAUGCUACAGGAAUGGAAGUGGGCUGGUAUCGCCCCCCCUUUUCUAGAGUGGUUCACCUCUACCGAAAUGGGAAGGAUCAAGAUGGAGAGCAAGCACCUGAAUAUCGAGGGCGAACAGUACUGUUGAAGGAGGCCAUAGGAGAAGGGAAGAUGAUCCUAAAGAUCCAGCAUGUGAGAUUCUCUGAUGAGGGAGGAUAUACCUGUUUCUUCCGAGAUCAUUCAUACCAAGAGGAGGCAGCAAUGGAGCUGAAGGUGGAAGAUCCUUUUUAUUGGAUUAACCCUGGAAUGCUGGUUCUAAUUGCUGUCCUGCCUAUUCUUAUCCUGCAAAUCACUAUUGGCCUUGGUUUUCUCUACAUGCAGCACAGACUGAGAGGUAAACUCCAAGCAGAGAUUGAGAAUCUCCACCGAACUUUUGAUCCCCAUUUCCUGAGAGUGCCUUGCUGGAAGAUAACACUUUUUGUGAUAGUGCCAGUUCUGGGACCCCUCAUUGCCAUGAUCAUCUGUUACAACUGGCUGCAUCGAAGAUUAGCAGGACAAUUCCUUGAAGAGCUAAAAUACCCCUUUUGAGUGAUAUUGGCCUCCCCUUCAAGCACUAGUGAAGAGGAUGACCAGAUUGAUUCUUCACUUGGAGGACAGGUCACUGGCUGCUCUAUAAAAGAGAUGCUCCCUCUAGCACUCUUCUUCCUCAAGAUUCCAUAUCCACUUACUGAAGACAGAAGACAUUCACAUUGACCUUUGUGGAGUCUUUUCUGGAUCUCAGGUCCAAAACAAGAAAGAUUCUUUCUUCUUUCUGUUCUAUUUUACUCCUAACUCCUUUUUUUUGCUCUAUCCUUCUCUAUCUUGUUUCCUUCUGCAGUUUCCUUUUUCUUUCCAUUUCUAUCACUCCCCUUAUUUUUUUUUUUGCCUUUCCUUCACCCUCUUCUCCAACUUGACUGCCAUUUUGGAUAUGCUAUUCAUUCUUUAUAUCCUCAGUAUAGUUCCAAACUCACUUUCAAGAAAUAUCCCCAGAUAUUUCUUUCCAUUCAUCCCUUAAUAUAUAUUGACUUUUUCUUUGUCUUACAAAAUCAAUUUGGACAUCUUUCAUCUUAUAUUUCUAAGCUACCAUGUGACAACUUUUCAGUUUUCAAAAUUUUCCUCCUUCCCCAACAGGAAUGUGUGAUUUUUUUUAAGAUUUAAGAAAUGUAUGUCUAAUGCUUUGUUUGAAUGUCAUCAAACACCUAUGUUUUGAAUGACACAAACAAUGACUAACCAAUAUUAUUGAAUCACAGAGCUUUGAAAGCCACAAUCCCUGACCUUCACCCAAUCUAUUCAAAGCAGAUGUUCUAUCAAUCCUUUAAAAGGAGAUAUCCCACAAUAUCUGUUGGCACUUAGUGCCAUGAAUCCUUGGUCUUUAUUGCCAUGGUGUUCUUCCUUACAAAAACUACCUUUGGAUUUGAAAGACUUGGAAAAGGAGCCUGACUACUGGAUGGAUCUUGAUUCCCCCCCCAAAAAAAAGAAUCUGUGAGCUGGACAUAAGAACUGAGAAAGCAAGACACUUAGAAGCUAGAGAGAAAUGUAAUCAUGGGUUGGAAACACAGUGCUGAGGCAGGACAAGGCUAGUUGCUGAGAGAAAAGCCAUGAGCAUUUACUUCAAUUGCAAGAGGGAAAGCUGCCGUGCCAAGGAUCCACAGCUUAGGGUGAUGCCUACCAGCCAAAGAAUGAUGGCUGAUCUAAUGACCUUCUACAUCCUACCAAGAUUACUUUUCCUCACUAGCAUAAAGUACCAGUUUAUUCCUCUCUUAUCUGUUAUUGUUAAUUUAGGUUUUAUUUACCAACUCUGUUGGCCGGCAGAAAUGCUAAACAGUGUAUUCAAAGCUUUAUACAAACAUAGCAUAAGAGAGAAAAUUUCUUAUUUUAAGGGGAUGUCAAGUUUGGCUUACAUUGGGAGCAUAGGAACUAAUUUAGAACAAUGUGGCAAAACAAUAUUGACCUGCUAUAAGACUGACAAAUAAAUUCAGAAUUCAUAUAUCCCUUUGCUGACUGCUGUCCUUGCCAGUUUAUAAACUAAAAGUAUAUGAAUCCCAAAUUCAAAUGAUGCAAGGAGACCUGGUCUUCUAACGGGCCAAUAUUGCUGUCCAAAAUUAGCUCCUAAGUCCACACUCAGUUCAAACCAAAUUUUCCAUGUUCCCUAGAAUAAGGACUUUUUAUCUCAUCCACUAUUUCAAAAUCUUAGAUAAAGUAUAUACAUGGAUUGAUUUUUCUGCUGGCCAUCAAGAUUUCCUAGCAAAUGAAAUCUAAAUUGAAAAUAACAGAUAAAAAAUUAACCAGUUUGCAUACUCAAUGAAGCUUGGAUAAAGUUUUACAGAAGGUGAAAGAAGUAACCUGAUUUGUUUCAGCUGGUCUCGUUUCCCUGAGCUACAAAUGGCUGGUACUGCCAGUCUUGACUACUGAGCACCGUGAGAUUUCAGCCCAGGAUUAAUGCACACUUUCUGAUAGGUUCUUGUAGUUUAUCUCUCAGCAAGUGCUCCAAACCUUUGCCUCCUCUCUGCCAUCUCAUUCAUCUUUGAGGCUUCUGUGUCUCCUUCCUUCUUGCUCUGUUCUUCAAGCUUUUGACCUUUUACUUCUGGCUACAUAUUCUUUUUCCAAUGAUGGAGUUUAACAUGGGAGUCAAAGUUAUUUUCUGCUGGGUAGUCAAGUUUCUCCCUGAACUCUCUGCUCCAAAGGCAGGUUCCACUUAAUGACUGACCUGAGUUGUUAAGGGAACCUAGUUUUGUACUAUGCUUGAUGAAGAGAAAAUAUGAAUGUCUUAUAUCUUGAGAUCAUAAAGAACUUGCUGUUGGGAAAUUCAGUCAUCUCACUAAAAGAAAACAGAGUCCUCUGCAUCUAACACAUGACACUCCUGUUGAACAAGGACACUUAACUUGGAGUCCAUGAACUAAAAAUAUUAAUAUUUUAAUAAAAGUAUUUCUAUGUAA